Messenger RNA from Linum trigynum, 2749 nucleotides. NCBI's taxonomy places the organism in Eukaryota, Viridiplantae, Streptophyta, Magnoliopsida, Malpighiales, Linaceae. The record is from the annotation of a GenBank genome assembly.
CUGGACUGAAUUGAGUCAAAAAGUUUGGUGGGUAAGCGAUUUUGAGCUCCGUCUUCGGCCAUGGAAAGCCAUUGAAGGUACUCUCUUGGAGUUAUUGUAAGGGUUCCUUUCGUUCGUUGUUAUCUGCCCGAGCUGCUGAGCAACCCAUCUCUUGAGGAACUUGGGUAUGGCUACAGCUAUGGCUGCAAUGAUUCAGAGAUCCCAUGUCGGCAGAAGAAGUUGGAGGUUUCUGAUAGUCAUCGCCAUGGCAGUCUUUGUCCUUGCUAUUGUUGUUAUUGUUCAAUGCUCUUCAAUUUCCUAUGGGAUUGGGAGAAAAUCAUCAUGGCCUCCAUUACUAGAAGAAGCUCCUGAGGCUUCCUCCUCUUUCUUGGUAAGUCCAAUCAAUAACCCUGGGAUUUCAGAUGAUUCGAAGUUGGGUGAGAUUCAGAAGUUCAACUUGGUGGGAAAUACUUCUGUAUCAGCAUCAUCCAAUGAUGAGGAUUUUGGAGAUGAUAUUGAAUCAAUCUCGAAUAUGGAAUUUCGAGAUCGAAGCAGGCCACCUGCUGUUGAAGAAGCUAUUGAAUUGGAACCCAAGAAUAGGGAGCCUCUGCAGAUUGUUUCUAUGGCAUUGAGCAAGAAUCCUGAGAAGGGGAGUCUAUCCUUAUCCAAGAGGUUGGGAAGGAAGAAGCAUUCAACAACAAUUUCCCAGAUGAACUCACAGUUGCAUCACAAUCUUGUUUCAGCUAUUUCUAAGAGACCGCAGCGGCCUUCUGCACGUGAUCGUGAACUCCUCUCUGCCAAAAUGCAGAUAGUAAAUGCUCCUAUUGUGAAGAAUACUCCUGGUCUUCAUGCUUCUAGCUUCUGGAAUGUCUCCAGGUUUAAACGGAGCUACGAGCUGAUGGAGCGAAUGCUGAAAGUUUAUAUCUAUAAGGAAGGUGAGAAGCCGGUAUUUCAUCAGUCAAGGAUGAGGGGGAUAUAUGCUUCAGAAGGAUGGUUUAUGAAACUGAUGAAGGAGAGUAAGAGGUUUGGUGUGAGAGACCCCAGAAAAGCUCAUCUAUUCUACAUACCUUUUAGUUCAGAGAUGUUGAGGAAAGAACUAUACAGGAAAAGCUUUCAGUCCGUGAAGGAACUUGAAGAACACUUGAAGAGCUAUGUGAAUCACAUUUCACACAAGUAUAGCUUCUGGAAUAGAAGCAGUGGAGCUGAUCAUUUCAUUGCCGGGUGUCAUGAUUGGGCACCAAAAUUGACAAGCAAUCACAUGAUGAGCAAUUGCAUCAGAGCCCUCUGCAAUGCAAAUGUGGCCAAGGGCUUUAAAAUAGGAAAAGACACAACACUGCCAGUGACAAGCAUACGUUCACAGGAGAGACCUCUGCAGGACAUUGGGGGGAAACCUCCAUUGGAGAGGCACAUCCUGGCAUUUUUCGCUGGAGGAAGGCAUGGUUCCCUCCGGCCGGUGCUGCUGCAGCACUGGGAGGCGAGCAAAUACCUCGACAUGAAGAUCUUGGGUCCUAUGCCGAGAGAUGUUGAGAGCAAGAGAAUCUACAGGGAGUACAUGAAGAGCAGCAAGUACUGCAUCUGUGCCAAAGGUUAUGAAGUUCACACGCCUAGAAUAGUUGAAGCCAUCUACUACGAGUGCGUCCCAGUCAUCAUCUCGGACAACUACGUGCCUCCGUUCUUCGAGGUGCUGAACUGGGAGGAAUUCGCGGUGUUUGUUGCGGAGAAAGACAUUCCAAGGUUGAGGGAGAUUCUGGUGGAAAUUCCGGAGGAGAAGUUUGUGGCAAUGCAGUCAAGUGUGAGGAUGGUGCAGCAACAUUUCCUGUGGCACAAAUCCCCUCAAAGGUAUGACUUGUUUCACAUGAUCCUUCACUCGGUUUGGCACAACCGAGUGUUUGGGAACUAGAAGGAGCAACAUCAACGCGAGGACCUUCAUGAUCAUUAGUAGGCUGCCUGUCACAGCAUCUAGUGACUCCUCUUAUGAAGUAGAACAAACCAGUGUAGUUUAUCUGGAAUGAAGUAUUGCGUCUUUCUUUUACUUGAAAGUUCUUCACAGUAACAUGCACCAAAAGAGGCAUAAAGCCACAAAGAAGAAGAGAUGUAUGGAAAGAGGAAACAGAGAGAUGUGUGCUGUCAUUAGUUAUGAAGAUGUAACAGACGAGAGCGAGCAACAGCCUAGUGCAUUCCUAUCUCCAUUUGUGAAUGAUUGACAGCAAGCGCCAAGCAGAGAGCAAGGAAGAACAAGUCUGCUGUUGGGUUGAGGGGACGGCCAGUUGCUGAGCUGGUGAUCGAUUCCUCUGAAACAGUAAAACCCGUGGUUUACUGAGUGAUGAUAAUUGCAGUGCUCUCUUCCACUUACCGAUUUGCGAGACGAGUUUUAGUCUGAAUCUACUGGAGAAUUUGAUUGCCUCCAGUGGCAGAACAAGCAUGGCGCAUGUGUACAACCCUAGUUGGAAGAGCGUGCUCCUCGCUCUUCACUCCAGAGGUUAUGAUUGUCGUCUGAAAUGUUCAUGGUGAUGAUGCUGGUAGUGGUGGGGGGAGCGUCAUAAAGUGGCGGAAAGAUACAGAUUUCACAUUUCAGGUACGCAAUCUUCAUAUCUAGGGAGUUGUGAUCAGUUGUAAUUUGAUUCAGCAAUAGUUGAUUGAAUCUCUGAAGUGGCCAUUUAGCUAAGGAAAUAACUAAGAAAAAUGUAGGAGCAAGGACUAGGGCUCCUGGGUUUGGAGCUAGAGCGACGACAAGCACAACCAUGCAUGACAAUAAUGUAAGACUUAAAGA